UCGGUUCAUUUGCCUUCGUCUUCAACUGGAGGAUAUGUGCGUGACAGAGAUGAGUAGUCUUGCAAUGGCUUCCUCACUGGGCCAUCCAUUUGCUCUGCCUUCCAGCUCCAGGCCCUAUGUGCGGAGGAGAAGAAAAUUCAGAACAAAACCCCUAAGAGUGGCACUGGUGGAGGCAAGGCCUCGACCAACGGUUCCUGUAAUCGAUAGAGAUGCGACCACCAAUAGAAACAGUGAGCUGCAAAUUAAUGGUUCGGUAACAGCAGGGGAGAUCUCCGUUCUGUCCUGCAGGGAUCGAACGGAUGAUAUGCAAGCCGAAGCCAGGGCCAUGGCCCGGGCCGCCAAUGCUUCCGUCUAUAGCCCCGCUCUUCUCGCAACGAAAUAUGGCUCUCGCCCCAUCAAGGUAUUACGGAGGGCGCUUGAAAUAUUUACGGGUUUAGGUUCAUUUGCCAUAAACCUGUGGCUCGAUCAGUUGAACGGCCUGGCUAACCGGAAUAGAAGAUUGCGGGCCGUUGAGCUCAGACAAACAUUCACGAGAUUGGGACCUACUUUUGUUAAAAUUGGCCAGGGCUUGUCCACUAGACCUGAUCUUUGUCCACCGGAGUAUCUUGAAGAGCUCUCUGAGUUGCAGGAUGCUUUGCCCACAUUUCCAGAUAUAGAAGCAUUUUCUUGUAUUGAGAGAGAGUUGGGGCGUCCACUAGAUUCAAUCUUCUCAGCAAUAUCCGCAUCUCCUAUUGCUGCAGCCAGUCUCGGUCAAGUUUACAAAGCUCAGUUGAAGUACUCAGGUCAGCUUGUUGCUGUGAAGGUUCAACGGCCUGCAAUUGAAGAGGCAAUAGGAUUGGAUUUUUACCUGAUAAGGGGAUUAGGUUUCCUCAUAAAUAAAUAUGUUGACAUCAUUACUAGUGAUGCCAUUGCUCUUAUUGAUGAAUUUGCACGUAGAGUUUAUCAAGAGCUCAACUAUGUCCAGGAAGGGCAGAAUGCAAGGAGGUUUAGGAAGUUGUAUGCUAACAAAGAAGAUGUCCUUGUGCCAGAUAUCUUCUGGGAUUACACAAGUGGCAAAGUUUUAACAAUGGAGUGGAUUGAAGGUGUUAAAUUGAACGAGCAAGAUACUAUUGAGAGACAAGGGCUAAAAGUCUUGGAUCUGGUUAACACAGGCAUCCAAUGCAGUCUUCGACAGUUACUUGAGUACGGAUAUUUCCAUGCAGAUCCUCAUCCUGGAAAUCUCUUGGCCACACCUGAGGGAAAGCUUGCUUUUCUUGAUUUUGGAAUGAUGAGUGAAACUCCUGAGGAAGCCAGACUUGCUAUAAUUGGUCAUGUUGUUCACCUAGUUAAUCGAGACUAUGAAGCUAUGGCCCGUGAUUACUAUGCUUUAGAUUUUUUGGCACCUGAUGUGGAUGUUUCUCCAAUUGUACCAGCACUGAGGAACUUCUUUGAUGAUGCCCUCACUUUGACUGUGAGUGAACUGAACUUCAAAACUAUUGUGGAUGGUCUGGGUGCUGUUUUGUAUCAGUUUCCAUUUAAUGUUCCAGCUUAUUACGCAUUGAUUUUGAGGUCUCUUACGGUGUUAGAAGGUUUAGCCCUGUAUGCUGAUCCUAAUUUUAAAGUGCUGGCUGCUUCGUAUCCAUAUUUUGCUAAAAGGCUUCUUACAGAUCCUAACCCAUAUCUGAGAGAUGCUCUUAUAGAGCUGCUUUUCAAGGAUGGGAGGUUCAGGUGGAAUAGACUUGAAAACCUGCUUGUCCAGGGGAAGAAAGAUAGGGAUUUUUCCGCAAAGGAUGCAUUACAGCCUGUCCUUAAACUUUUGCUUGGUCAAGAUGGUGAACCACUAAGGGUCUUAGUGGUCAAAGAGGCCGUCCGUGUUACUGAAGCAAUUUUUUUUGGCACCUUGCUUGAGUCUUACAACUCUAUGCCUGCGUUUAUGAGGACUGUUAUUGCAAAUGGUAAUAUGACUGGUCCUUUCAUUACAAGCAUUGCGGAACAGGAAAGCAUGAUGGAGCUUAGGGCACAAGUAUUUCGGAUAUGGGAGCUUCUGCGAUCCUCAGAGAAUUUUGACCCUGCUUUAUUGCAACCCAUAUUGCAGGUGCUUCAACAGCCUGAGGCUCGCAGCCUAGGGGGUCGCGUAUUUGGUGGAAUCACUCAGCGCCUUGCAGCACGCUUGCUGCAACAAGUUCUUAGAUCUCCCACUCCCUCGACACUCUCUACGUCAAUUUCAUAAGCAUUGUCUUGAAGCGAAAUCUUCAAGCUUUCUUUUUUAACAAAUCAAGGAUGUCAGCUAGGUAUUGGAUCAUAAGAUGACUUCAAAUUGUUGCUUAAGGUGGCCAAUGCGCAAGAGCCCUUGGAAAAAUUACCUUAACAUCAUUUACUUGUAAAAUGAUGUAAAAUGUGAGUGUAUCGAGGUGCAAAAACAUACAGCUGUUUGUGUGGAUGCCGAGAGUAAAUGAAUGAAGUUGAAGACUUCUAUUUAGUAGUUUUAGAUCAUGUAUUUAGUUCUCCUACGAAGUAUUCAAUGCAAAAAAUGAAUCUUGAGGAGAAUUCAUGUACUAAUCUUGUAGACAAACACAAUGGACAUCCACAUCCUUUUGUCAUUAUUCCAUAACAGCUUUCCUUUUUUUUUU
Messenger RNA from Coffea arabica (coffee), 2609 nucleotides. RefSeq names its product protein ACTIVITY OF BC1 COMPLEX KINASE 3, chloroplastic. Gene Ontology annotation, molecular function: protein kinase activity; ATP binding. Lineage: Eukaryota; Viridiplantae; Streptophyta; Magnoliopsida; Gentianales; Rubiaceae. Gene Ontology annotation, biological process: protein phosphorylation. The record is from RefSeq and is a predicted model, not a curated record.